GGCCCUAGCUGGAAAGCCACCACACUGUGAUUCAUCACGGGACAAAAAUGGCGUUUUUGCUCUUCUUCUGUCACCGCCUUCACCUUCUUCUUCACUGACCAUCAUAUUCUUUCUCUUUCAAUCAUCAUCCUUAUCUUCACCAAUUACAGAGGGCACAUAUUUCCCUCUUCUUAUCAACGUAAGUGGGUUGAAAAGUUUUGAAUUUAGAUUUCAUUGGAUUUGGAAUAAUCGAUCACUCUUCGUUCUCUAUUCUUUGUCCUUUCUUGGUUGAUUUCUGUUUCUGUCGUUGAAUCUUGGAAAAAAGGUAGGGGUUUAAUUGGAUUUUAGUUUUUUUUUGUUUGAUUGGUUUAACUUAUUGCAUCUUUAUGGGGAAAAGAAAUCUGUAAUUGAGUUAUGACGCUUGGUGUUUUGUAAGGGGUGCUGUUAAUCGUGAGAAUUUGAGGAUGAGAAAUGGGAUUUGGAGGUCUUGUUUUGUUUGUGAAUGAUACAAGCGGAUGUGUUGUAGUAGCCCUAGGGUUUUGGAGGAAUCAUUAGUGGAAACUGAGGAUAGACAAGUUGAAAUGGACAGUCCUACAAUAUUAACAACCGCCCCCGGUUCAGCUACUAGUUUGAAUGAGGAUCAUCCUCGGUUGAAGUUUUUGUGUAGCUUCAAUGGUAGUAUAUUGCCUCGUCCACAAGAUGGAAAACUUAGGUAUGUAGGUGGAGAGACAAGGAUUGUGAGUGUUCCGAGGGAUAUUGGUUUCGAAGAACUGAUGGGGAAGAUGAAGGAGUUGUUUGAAGGGGCGAGUGUUUUGAAAUAUCAACAGCCUGACGAGGAUCUUGAUGCUCUUGUUUCUGUUGUAAAUGAUGAUGAUGUGACAAAUAUGAUGGAGGAGUAUGAAAAGCUGGGUUCAGGAGAUGGGUUUACUCGGCUUAGGAUAUUUUUAUUCUCUAGCAUCGAACAGGAUGAUUCGAUUCAUUUUGUAGACAGGGAUGAACGGGAUAAUGAAAGGAGAUAUGUUGAUGCUUUGAACAGUCAUAAUGACUCUCCUGAUUUUGGAAAGCAGCAGAUGGGUGAUGUCCAAGGACUAGCUCCUGUGGAUGACCUUCAGUUAAUAGAACAGUACUACAAUCAGUUAAAUCUGGACGGUAAUAUUCAUAACCACAGGAAUUUUGAGACGCCCAUGUCGCCAGUUAACUUGGGUCAUGUAAGAAUCCCUCACCAACAGUCUCUAAACCAAAGGUAUAAUGAGAUGGAGUCCCCAUGGAGUCCUGCAUACUACUCUCCAAGGCAUCAUGGCAGUGACUUCCCAAAUUCGCCUUCAUCUUCUCGUUACCAUACUCCUUAUGGUGAUCCAGCAGACAAAUGUUUUGAUAGAGUUCCUCCAGAUGAUUAUUUCAGGCAGCAGCAUGUCAGUCAUCAUCCCCAGUAUGAUCAGCAAUCUUUGUUACCAGAGAAUGUUGUAUGGUUACCACCAACACCUAUCUCAGGUGAGAAGGCUGGUUUUCCUGGUAACAUACUACACGGUUCCAGCAUGUUUGAAGGGAACAAUGUCAGUGAGCACCAUUGUUCUCCUCUUCUAAGAAAUGAAGCUCCAGACUUGAACAACAUAGGGAAUGGUUUUCAUGAGGUUGCUAAUCCUUCUGCUGAAUGCCCUCCUGGUAGGGAAACUUAUAUGUCAAACGUAGAAACGAAAUUUCCUCAUUCAUUCUAUGGCAGAGAGCAGAAUGAUCCUCGAUCUCUCUAUAAUGAGGCUCACCCUCAUGAAAGAGGAUGGAUGCUGCAUCAGUCAAACCCACGGGUCGAGGAACCUAGAUCACAUAACCCAGGAGGUGGAAGAUUUAGUGAUCACUAUGUUGUAGAUGGCAAUGGAAUGAAUAUCACUCUUGGGAACACUGCAUAUCCAGAUGGCAAUCAUGCGACCUCACAUUACGUCCAUCAUGAGGACCGCCCACGCUAUAUUCGUCAACGGCCUGAGUUCUGCAAUGAGAUCUUUCAUGAUCAAGCAAUGGCUACCGGUUCUCAUGUCCACACUCCACACGAGGAGCGUGGAGCUUGGCAUGGAAAUUUUCCUAAUACGUAUGGGGCUGAGAAUCUUUACCAUGCAUCAUCACAUGGGCAUGUGCCUGUAAAUGCUUUCUGGAGAAACGGUCAAAGUCCAAUGCAUGGACAUCCUUCUUAUGAAGCAUCAGGUGCACCACAACAAGAAAAUGGUACAUGUAACCUAGGUUAUGUCAGGACUACAAUGGAAUCUAUCCCCAGGCUUCCAGUCGGGGUGGAGAAUCCGAAUCCUUUAGUUGAUUCCUCUCCUAAAGUGACAGGAUAUGAUGGGGGUGUUCCUGAUAAUUCUUAUGGCCAUGCUUUAAAAGUGACGCCAAAUGCUUCCAAUCUAGAGUAUCAGCAUCACAUACCAACUGAACCCAUCCAAUUGACGCCUGCACCUGUGCAAUUGACGCCUGAACCCGUGCAAUUGAUGCCUGAACCCGUGCAAUUGAUGCCUGAACCAAUGCAAUUGACGCCUGAACCCGUGCAAUUAACGCCUGCAUCCAUGCAAUUAACGCCACCUGUGCAACUUACUCCUGACCCCGUCCGAUUUACUCUUGAACCCAUCCAAUUUACUUCUGAUUUGCCAAGCUGCCCAAUUCCUAUAAAUAAAGUGACAAGGUCUGAUCCACCGCCAACUUUGGUUGAUGAUUUACUGCUUUCUGUGAACACGUUGAAUACAGAAGCAAACAAUAAUUCCAGUAAUAAAAAAUCUGUCUGUAAGUUGGAGAGGGAUGGUUUUGGAAGGGAAAAGUUGAAUCGUGAUGUAAAUGUUGAGAAAUCAGCCAAGUUGUCUGUCUCAGGCAGAGAACAGAAGAAUAACCCAAUUUCCAUGGUGGCCCAUGGGUUUAAUAGAUCAAAUUGCUUACCUGCCAAGCAAAUUAUUGGAGCUGAAAACUCUCAUGAAAACAAUGGUCCUGCUCUUAGAAAAGAAGAACUUGGGGAGCCUUUUGAGUCUGUAAAGAAAGCAGAAUUAGAAGGUACUGAAGAGGUGAAAGCUGAAGCUGAAGAAGAUGCUGCUUCUGCUGUUGUGAAUGAUGUUAAGGUCAAAGAAGAAACUGUGCAGGAAUCAGACGCUGUGGAUGCACCUGCAGAUUUGGAGUUGGAUUCUGACAGUGACACCCAAACCAUUACAAAGAUCGAACCGACAAAGGCUGAGGAAGAAGCCAUUGCUAGGGGCUUGCAGACUAUAAAGAACGAUGAUUUGGAGGAAAUACGGGAGUUAGGAUCUGGUACUUAUGGAGCUGUCUAUCAUGGGAAAUGGAAGGGUUCAGAUGUAGCAAUCAAAAGAAUUAAAGCCAGUUGUUUUGCUGGGAGGCCAUCUGAAAGAGAACGUUUGAUUGCAGAUUUUUGGAAGGAGGCGCUGAUUUUAAGUUCAUUGCACCACCCAAAUGUCGUCUCUUUCUAUGGUAUAGUUCGUGAUGGACCAGAUGGCUCUUUGGCAACUGUGACAGAGUUCAUGGUUAACGGAUCUCUGAAGCAGUUCUUACAGAAAAAAGACAGAACUAUUGAUCGCCGUAAGAGACUUAUCAUAGCUAUGGAUGCUUCUUUUGGAAUGGAAUAUUUGCAUGGAAAAAAUAUCGUGCAUUUUGAUCUAAAAUGUGAAAAUCUACUUGUGAAUAUGAGAGAUCCACACCGACCAAUUUGCAAGAUUGGGGAUCUUGGCUUAUCGAAGGUAAAACAACACACUUUGGUGUCUGGAGGUGUGCGAGGAACACUGCCCUGGAUGGCACCUGAGCUGCUUAGUGGCAAAAGUCACAUGGUAACGGAAAAGAUUGAUGUCUACUCAUUCGGGAUUGUUAUGUGGGAAUUGCUUACUGGAGAUGAACCUUAUGGAGAUAUGCAUUGUGCUUCCAUAAUUGGGGGAAUCGUGAACAACUCAUUACGUCCAACGAUCCCAACAUGGUGUGAUCCUGAAUGGAAGGCCUUAAUGGGAAGGUGUUGGUCUGCCGAUCCAGCAGAAAGACCAUCCUUUUCAGAAAUUUCUCAGAAGUUGAGAACUAUGGCUGCAGCCAUCAACGUAAAAUGAUAUGGACAAGCCGUUUUGGACCAUUACCAUCACCACUCUUUAUAGAGAGAAUGCGGUAUCCGAAACUACACAAUUAGAAAAUCAGGUAUCAAAAUCGUCGUCAUCAUGGGAAUGGAAGAGACUCGACUUGAAAGUGGUUGCAGGCCUUUUGGAUGGCUAUCUUUGUGCUAAUAACGUCAUUGAAGCCAAAGGAAUGCAUAUCUGUAUAUAGCAACUUGAAAGUCGCAAGUAUUAUUAUUGUCUUUCGUUUUAGCAGGCAAUAAUAUAUAUUUAGCAUGCAUCUCCUUGUAAAACAUAGAUGAAUGAUCAUUUUUGAUCUUUUAAACUGUACAAACAGACGCACGGUUUUUGUGCACCGAGGAAAAACCUGCAUGAGAAAUUGCAUUUUACGUUUAAAGACGGGUAACGUCUUGCAUGACCUGCAAUUUAUGC
Molecule: messenger RNA, 4484 nt
Organism: Cynara cardunculus var. scolymus (artichoke)
Lineage: Eukaryota; Viridiplantae; Streptophyta; Magnoliopsida; Asterales; Asteraceae
Product: probable LIM domain-containing serine/threonine-protein kinase DDB_G0286997
Exons: 8
Coding region: 495-4052 (1185 amino acids)
Biological process (GO): signal transduction; protein phosphorylation
Cellular component (GO): cytoplasm
Molecular function (GO): protein kinase activity; protein binding; ATP binding
Source: RefSeq, a predicted model, not a curated record